AUGGUUCCCCGUUCCAACGAGAGCGGGGACCCUCACCUUCCCCAGUCCCGGACCCCUGGGACUCCUGCGAAGACUCGACCAGCGAGCUCAGGAACGAGCCCCACCAAGAAGGAGGAUAAGGAUAAGGAUAAGGACAAGGAUAAAGGGUCAAAGACAUCAGCCAAGGAUGUUGCUGAGCUGAAGGACUAUCAACUGGGCGAUUGCUUGGGCAAAGGUGCUUUCGGAUCCGUCUACAGGGCGCUGAACUGGAAUACCGGCGAGACUGUCGCUGUGAAACAGAUUCGAUUGGCAGCCCUCCCAAAGAGCGAGCUACGAGUGAUUAUGCUCGAGAUUGACUUGUUGAAAAACCUGGACGUCCUGCAGGGCCUUUUAUACCUCCACGAGCAGGGUGUUAUCCACCGGGAUAUCAAGGGAGCAAAUAUCCUCACCACCAAACAGGGUCUGGUCAAACUCGCCGACUUUGGUGUGGCCAGCCGUACGACGGGUCUUCGCGAGUCGACUGUGGUCGGUACUCCGUAUUGGAUGGCCCCGGAAGUCAUUGAGCUAUCAGGUGCAACAACGGCAUCGGAUAUCUGGAGUCUUGGCUGCACCGUGAUCGAACUACUAGAGGGGAAGCCUCCCUACCACAAACUGCAGCCUCUGCCUGCCCUAUUCCGCAUCGUUAACGAUGAUCAUCCUCCACUCCCUCAAGGCGCGUCGCCGGCAGUAAAAGACUUUUUAAUGCAGUGCUUCCAAAAGGAUCCUAACCUGCGAGUAUCGGCUCGGAAAUUACUCAAACAUCCCUGGAUUGUCAACGCACAGGUAGUCCCGAAGAAGUCAACAGAGUACGAGGAAGCAGUAAAGAGCGUCCAGGAGUGGAACGAGGCUCUCCGAUCUCCAGACCCUGGUUCGAUUAAGAAGCCACCGAGGCUUGACCACAACAACUCAAGUCAUUCACGAACCGACUCGACGCAUUCAGUCGCGACACCAGCGAAGACCCCCUCGGCAAGUGAGGUCUCUAAAGCCACGGCUGAUCGAUUCCGCUCUCCGGAUAGGUCGGCGGAUGACAAUUGGGACAAUGACUUUGCAUCCGAGAUUUCUCCCAGCGCCCUCCAGCUGCCGCAUCUGAAACCGCACGAUAAUUUCGGUGGAAUGCUUUCAUCGGAGAGGCUGAAGGCAUUUGCAUCUCUGGAUGGAGCAGCACUGCGAGACACAUCUGAUAGUUUAGAAGGUGAGCCCACUGUCAAGGGCCCGUCGCAGUCUGGUGAGUCGGAUCCUCUUCAAACGAUUCGACCUCCGCUGCGGAAGCCAUUCGACGAAGAAAGUUCACGGCCCAAAAGUCGUUCUCGCCAUCGACCAUCCAAGAGUGCACUGCCCUCUCUUCCAAGCGUUCCCAUCUUGAACCAAGUUGCCGCUCCGCCGACGAGACCAGUUCGUCAGGCACGGCCGGCGGCUUAUUAUGAGGAGAGCUCGGUCGAGGACUACUCCGACUUGAUCAUUGGGAACGAAGAUGUUCUGGAACGGAAGCUGGGCGCGUUUCAGGAGGCGGAUGAUAGUGCUCCUCAAACUGCAAGGCUGGUCCUGCCCAAUUCGAAAGAUUCCAUUCGUAGUACGAAGUCCGAAGAGCGCCAGCGUCAGCUGAGGAAGCACAAUUCGAUCAAGAGAAGCCGUUCUUCGAUAGAGAUCCAAAAAUUUGCAGAGGACGAAACCGAUGAGGAUUUCUCGGACAUCCUUGGCGCUGACGAGAAUGCCCUGGAGAAACCGGAUAGCGAGGACGGCUCGGAUCGAAGCACGUUGAUGCUGAAUUCAAGGCUGUCUAACAACUCCUGGCUGGGAGAUCAGGAUGAUGAGGAUGACCCAUUUGCUCAACUGGAAGAAGGCUUUGACGAGAUGGACCUAGAGGCCAACAUCGCUCGAGACAAGCACGCUCGUGUGCGGAACCAAGUCGAAGCUCUCGUGACAUCAUUGAAGACGUCGCAAGACGAUGAUGUUCUUGCAGACAUUUCCGAACAGCUGGUGGCCAUCUUCUGUGACCUGCCGGAGACGAAAAAUAUCAUCAUCAGCGCCCAUGGGAUGCUUCCCAUCCUGGAGAUUCUCGAAACCUGUCGUCGGCGAGAUGUAAUCUUCAACUUGCUGAAGAUUGUGAAUGCGAUCAUCUACAAUGACUAUGAGAUCCAGGAGAACCUAUGUUUCGUGGGAGGAAUCCCAAUUAUCAACGAAUUCGCCUCGAAGAAGUAUCCGCGGGAGAUCCGGCUCGAAGCUGCUGCAUUUGUUCAGCAGAUGUAUCAGUCAUCGACUCUCACACUGCAGAUGUUCGUCAGCGCCGGUGGUCUCAACGUUCUGGUUGAUUUUCUGGAAGAUGAUUAUGAAUAUGAACGCGACCUGGUCCUGAUCGGGGUCAACGGGAUCUGGAGCGUAUUUGAGCUACAGGGUUCCACGCCGAAAAACGACUUUUGCAGGAUUUUGUCUCGCAACUCAGUGCUAGAUCCCUUAUCUCUAGUUCUCAGUCGGGUGUUGGAUGAAGAUGAGGAGCUAUCCAGAAUUAUCGAGGGUCGCAUUGCAAACAUAUUCUACAUCUUCUCCCAGGCUGAGAACCAUGUCAAAGAGAUGGUGGCAGAAAGGACGGUUCUGCAUAGAGUACUCAAGGAGUUGAAAAGAAUGACUCCAGUCCACCAGAUCACCAUGCUGAAGUUCAUAAAGAAUCUCUCCAUGCUAUCGACGACGCUUGACGCGUUGCAGAACUCCAACGCUAUUGACGUCCUCACCGAACUGCUGAAAUCAACCAUGAAACAGCCGCAUUUCCGGGAGGUUUCCAAUCAGAUUCUCAAUACGAUUUACAACCUGUGCCGCCUCAGCAAGCCAAGGCAGGAAGAUGCGGCUUUGAACGGAAUUAUACCAGUCCUACAGAAGAUUGUCAAGACUGAGCGACCCCUCAAGGAAUUCGCGCUUCCCAUUCUCUGCGACAUGGCACAAUCAGGGAAGGUUGGACGUCGCGAACUAUGGCGUAACAACGGUUUGGCAUUCUACAUUUCGCUCCUUUCCGACCCUUAUUGGCAAGUUACUGCACUGGAAGCGAUCUUCAAUUGGCUCCAGGAGGAAACCGCCAAAGUCGAGGAACAUCUCCUUGAAGACCGUACCGACGGAUACUCGUUCACUGAUGCGAUCGUCAAAUGUGUGACAAUCGCCAAGGCCAAUGCCUUUGAGAAUCUUCUUGAGCCUCUUCAGAAGCUGUUGCGCCUGAGUCCCCCGAUUGCAGCGACGCUGGCUCGAGUAGAUCUCUUUACUCGGAUCGGACAGAAACUUCAUCACCCCAAAGCUGCUGUCCGAUUGAAUCUACUCCGCAUACUUUCUAGCAUCUGCGAUUCGAGUGAAGAACAGGGUGAUCUCCUCGCACGAUACGGUCUUCUGGACGCCAUCAGGGAACUGGAGAAUGAUCCGGCGAUUCUUGUCCGAGAUAUGGCCGGCAAACUCAUCAAAUCUAGCGAACAGAGCGCCAGGCGCCGGCCCCUCAUGAGGCGGACAAGUAUAUCCACCGCAUCACAAAAUCUGAUUCCGUCCCGGCCAUCUACACCGCAGGCCAAUCGGUCCGGUCAAUCAAAAGGGCUGUUGGAAGUGCGGGAGACUCCGCGACACCUGCGCAAUGGUCCUUCCUUGCGGCCCGAAAGUCGAGAUGGUAGCAGUUCCUCCAUGAUGUCUGGUGGAAAUGGGGGUCUUGCAGGAAGGAGCCGAGUGCCGCGGAGGUUGUCCAAUCGAAUGUCUCAGAUUGGAAUCCUUCCCAGUGAUGAACCCAGAUCUCCGAAUGUUCCUACGCGUCCGUCGUCGGUGAUGCCUCCUCGGCGUCGACGGCAGACCAAUGAUCUUCAGUGGUCGUGA
Rasamsonia emersonii CBS 393.64 is the source of this 3852-nucleotide messenger RNA. RefSeq names its product Non-specific serine/threonine protein kinase. Gene Ontology annotation, cellular component: cytoplasm. Bases 1 to 3852 code for a protein of 1283 amino acids. Gene Ontology annotation, biological process: protein phosphorylation. The record is from RefSeq and is a predicted model, not a curated record. The transcript is spliced from 9 exons. Gene Ontology annotation, molecular function: protein serine/threonine kinase activity; ATP binding. Lineage: Eukaryota; Fungi; Ascomycota; Eurotiomycetes; Eurotiales; Trichocomaceae.